AUAAAAGUGAUGAUGAAGUCUGCCUUUCGGACCGCAUUAGUAUUGACAACCACUGUCUGCCAUCGUUCCUUAAACCCUAACCCCAUCACCCUCCUCUCCCUUCGCACCGCCACCGCUUCUCCUCCUCCGAACUCCACCACCGUCACUUGCCGGAAAAUUCACUGCAACAGUUUUUCAUCUUCAAUGGCAGGCGGUGACUCUUCCCCUACUGUCGCUGCCGUGGAGAAGCAGUUUGAUGAGUUUCGUAACCGUCUUGAAGAAUCCGGAAGCUUACGUGACCGCAUUAGGGCUGUUGCGACGGAGAUUGAAUCGACGACGAGGAUGAUGUACUCUAGUCUUCUUCUUGUUCAUCAAUCUCGGCCGAUCCCUGAGGUUCUAGAGAAUGCUAAGACCCAGAUUGAUGUACUGAAGCAGCUCUUCAGUAGUCUAGCAGAAAUUGUUCGUGAAAGGCCUGGGCAAUACUAUAGGUAUCAUGGUGAUUGGAGAACUGAGACACAACAGGUGGUCUCUCUGCUGGCUUUUAUGCAUUGGCUAGAAACAGGAAGCCUUCUAAUACAUACAGAGGUGGAGGAAAAAUUAGGAUUGAAUGCUUCAGAGUUUGGCCUUGAUGUUGAAGACUAUCUUAUUGGAAUUUGCUUUAUGUCGAAUGAGUUGCCUCGGUAUGUCGUGAACCAAGUAACAGCCGGGGAUUAUGAUUGCCCAAGAAAGGUCUUAAAGUUCUUAACAGACCUUCAUGCUUCAUUCCGCUUGCUUAAUCUCCGGAAUGAUUUCUUACGCAAAAAGUUUGAUGGAAUGAAGUAUGAUUUGAGAAGGGUCGAGGAAGUUUACUAUGAUGUGAAAAUCAGAGGGUUGGCAUCUAACAAGGGGGAGUCAAAAGAAGACCAAACCAUCGAAGAAAGUUAGCACGCUACUGGAUUUGAAUUCAUGUGAGGCUUUAAUUUCUGUACAGCUUACUCGUGAACCAGUUAUCUUUUGGAAAUUUUGGGUAUGUAAUGAAGCUGCUAUAGCCGAAUUAUGGUCGUUCCUCUUCA
Messenger RNA from Cynara cardunculus var. scolymus (artichoke), 1031 nucleotides. Its product is annotated as translin. The record is from RefSeq and is a predicted model, not a curated record. The coding region runs from base 10 to 903 and encodes 297 amino acids. Lineage: Eukaryota; Viridiplantae; Streptophyta; Magnoliopsida; Asterales; Asteraceae. Gene Ontology annotation, cellular component: nucleus; cytoplasm. The transcript is spliced from 7 exons. Gene Ontology annotation, molecular function: single-stranded DNA binding; RNA binding; sequence-specific DNA binding. Gene Ontology annotation, biological process: RNA metabolic process.